Molecule: messenger RNA, 2142 nt
Organism: Clupea harengus (Atlantic herring)
Lineage: Eukaryota; Metazoa; Chordata; Actinopteri; Clupeiformes; Clupeidae
Gene: prss35l
Product: serine protease 35 like
Biological process (GO): proteolysis
Molecular function (GO): serine-type endopeptidase activity
Source: RefSeq, a predicted model, not a curated record
UUUGCGCUGCGUCUCUUUGGAGUGGUUUUGAUGCUUGGACCAAGUAAGAAAACCCAGAUCUCCGGUUCCAGCUGGAACAGUGCUAGUGACAUUGUGCCGCUCCUGGGUCGAGACGCAAAACAAACUCUCGGCAGGUUCUCAGCAAACUGAUCCGAAACACGCUGUCGCCGUUGUAAAAGUCCCUUGACAAUGGCUACAAUGAUGGGCAGUCUUCUGCAGGUUCUAUUGGUCUAUGUGACCAUGCUGGACCUAGAUGUGUGGGCCAUCAGUAGAAACCAUGGUAACCGGGGUGAGACACACACCUGGCAGCGUGUGGUGUUGCCUCUGGUGGUGGAGCGGAGGACGGUGCCCCUCAGCCAGCCUGUUUUCCAUGCCACCCUGGCACAGAACCACCCGGGCAUCGUCUGUGGGAUCCAGUGCCAGCAGAGCCUCCCCAUGCCCGACCGCGCCCAACUGGAGCGACUGCUGGCGUACGAGACCGUCUAUGCCAACGGCACGCGGACGCUCACCAAGGUCCGUCUGCAAGGCGCUAACGAUGAGGCCACCCCCUCCAACGCCACGGCACCACGGAGAGCCCUCGCCGGACAGGUUCCGCCGCGACGAAACAGGAGGCAGGUGUUUGGCACGGAUGGGCGCUUCGUUAUCUCAGACCGUCGCUUCACUACCAGCUUCCCCUUCUCGGCAUCAGUCAAGCUGUCCAGCGGCUGCUCUGGCAUCCUGGUGGCACCCAGGCACGUGCUGACCGCCGCCCACUGCGUCCACGACGGCCAAGACUACCUGAAGGAAAGCCGGGGCCUGCGGGUGGGUGCGAUGAGGUCACAGUCCCCACGCAGCCGUAAGGGAGGGCGGAAGAGAGGAGGAAGAGGAGGAGGAGAAGGAGGAGGAGGAUAUGUAGACUCACUCACUCAUGACAGGAGUGAGGGAGCAGAGGGGGUUAAGGAAAGAAGAGAGCGGAAGAAAGGAAGAGGGAAGCGGAGGAGAGAAAAGGCUCGUGUUCGUCGUGGGGCUGCAGUGACAGCAACGGACCCUGACAGAAUGUCAUUCCGCUGGACACGCGUGAAGCAGAUCCACACUCCACGCGGCUGGAUGAAGGACAUCGCCCGCGAGCUGGCGGCUGACUACGACUACGCCCUCCUGGAGCUCAGGCGCCCUCUGGCUGCGACGCCCAUGGACCUGGGCCUGGUACCCGUCAUAAAGGAGACCGUCCCCGCCAGCCGUGUCCACUUCACAGGCUUCGACCAUGACCAGCCGGGCAAGGCCGUCUACCGCUUCUGCUCAGUGACGCAGGAGUCCAGCGACUUGCUCUACCAGUACUGCGACGCCCGAGCGGGCUCCAGCGGGGCAGGGGUGUACGUACGACUGCGCGUCCCCAGCAAACAAGGUCCGAAUGGGGGCAAGGAGAAGGAGAAGUGGACUCGGAAGGUGAUAGGUGUGUUCUCAGGGCACCAGUGGGUAGACGAGAAUGGAACACAGAGGGACUACAACGUGGCGGUCCGCCUCACGCCGGCCAAGCUCGCUCAGAUUUGUCACUGGAUACAUAGCGACCCCAAACGCUGCCAGCAGCCCUGAGAGAGGGGGAAAGGGUUAAGAAGUUCAGAAGUCAAAGGUCAUGGAGGAGGCUCAUGUAGAAGGCCUAGGGAGACUGAGAUUGUGGUUUGGACUGAAAAGACAAGAGAAGAUGAAGAACAAAAACCUCAGGUCUAAGAAGAGAAGGUAGAUUGAAGGGUAGAUAUUGAUUGGGGUUGAAUGAACAUUGGACAUUGUGUAUGAAUGUAAGGGGGGCGGACUAAAAUCUCAUUGAAGUUGAAAGUUGGAUUGGAAUAUUUUAUUAGAGGGAAUCCUCAACUGAAUGCUCAGGAUCUGUUUCAAAUGGUGCCCUUAGGAGACUCACAUAAUGUUGUCUUUUAUGUUUGAUAUGCUUCUUCUUAUUUUCCUAGUUUUCCUUCCAAGAACAUGCUGUACAUUAGGCCUUUAUGCCCCUUCAGUAGCACACCAUUAACUUGAGCUAAUUUACUUUAGCCAUCCCUACUCCGAGAAUGAGAAUAGCUAUGUUGCCAGCGUGUCUAUAUCGUACUUUCUGAAUUUCCACUGUGUGUAUUUCUUUGGUUAAAUAAAAAAUAAAAUAAAGGUGUCUUAAAAACU